Plasmodium vivax (malaria parasite P. vivax) is the source of this 3933-nucleotide messenger RNA. RefSeq names its product DNA replication licensing factor, putative. Bases 1 to 3933 code for a protein of 1310 amino acids. Gene Ontology annotation, biological process: double-strand break repair via homologous recombination. The transcript has a single exon. Gene Ontology annotation, molecular function: single-stranded DNA binding; ATP binding; single-stranded DNA helicase activity. NCBI's taxonomy places the organism in Eukaryota, Apicomplexa, Aconoidasida, Haemosporida, Plasmodiidae. Gene Ontology annotation, cellular component: MCM complex; nucleus. The record is from RefSeq and is a predicted model, not a curated record.
AUGCUGCUCUCCAGCUCCGAAUCGAGCAUUUUCAGCGACACUGAUUAUGACGUUAGCAGUGAGGACGAGUGCAACUACAGCAACGCAGAUGAAAACAUAAAGAAUGUGAAAUUCUUCAACAAAAUAAUCAUCAAACUGUUUUUAAAAAAUAGAAAGUACUAUGAACAGGUAAAAAAAAUUGCACUUAGCUACAUUAGCAAAAUAGAAGACAUCCAAUUUUCUCAUAUUCAAAAUAGUGAGCAGGGAAGCAAUGAGCACAUAUACAAUUUUUAUUUUGACACGUACGAUGCGAUUCAGCAUGGGGAGAACAAAUUGAUAUAUUACAUGCAAAGUAGCUUCCACAAAUUUAUCGAUGUUAUGAACAACUACUCCAUUCCCUUUUUCUUUCGACUGGUCUUCCUGAGUUGCUAUUUCGAAUUUCUGUAUAGCAGGGAGGCAAAAGAGGACGUGAGUGAUAGCGACCGUGGGCAGGGGAGCAGCCAUUCGCCUACCAGUGAUGUGGAAAAUCAGAGGGAAGCCGCAGCUACCCAGUGGGUAUACACAGACGGUUUGGGUGAAAACAGUCGUGGUUGCGAUGGGUACGUUGAUAUGUUGACGAAGAGGGAGCAUAACGAAGCGGCCGGCGAGGAUGGCCUAGGCGAGGGGCUGAACGCGGCUGCCGAGGGUGGAGGUUUAACCGAGGGGAUUAACAAUGAGGGGGGAAGCUAUCAACAUGGCAGCACGUCCUUAGAAUCGAAUGAAGACCAACGCGCAGAAGACCCCUCGCUGUACGACUUCAUAGUGUACAAUUUCAGCAAAGACAAAAAGGUUAUGGAAGAAAUCGACGUGUACAGUGCGUGCCUGAUAAAGGGAAUUAUUUACUCAUACAAAAAUUACGCCUUUUUGAAAGACGCAAACACGAAAGCCAAAAUAAAUAACUGCUUGAAAAUGAUCUUCGACAAACAAAAUAUAAAAAUUAUGUGCCGAGUGGCAAACGUGCCCUACCUGCAUGAUGUCCACAUUAACUAUUUGCAAGAAAUACGCAGUAAGCACAUCGGCAAAUUCGUAAGCACAGAGGGGAUAAUCACCCGGGUGGGGGAGAAGAAAAUUUUGGAGGAAUGUAAAAAGUACAGGUGUAUGAAGUGUGAUAAUAUAAUUAAGAAGAAGGCCAUUCCCGAGCUGUACUACAACACCCAAACGGUGUUUAAGUGCCCCAACACGCAGAUUAACACGAACAUACCCCCUUGCUAUAGAAACGAUUUGAUAAGCGAAGUGGGGAGGAAGGAGGCCAACAUGAGGAGGAAGUAUAUGAAGGAAGACCCUGUGCAGGAAAACAGGACGGGGGAACCAACGCCGUAUGUUAGAGGCGACUCCAAGCAUGACAGUAGAAAUGGUCUCCACGGUGACGCUAAUUAUAGCUCGAAGCGCAAUGCCAACAAGAGGACUGCCAAGUCGAAUGCUGCCCACAAUGGAAACUGUCAUGGUAAGAACCCAUACAUUGAAAAAAAGUGUAAUGGCACAAAUUUCGAAUUCCUAGAGAGCGAAGUUAAACGGGUAGAUUACCAAGAAAUCAAAAUAAAGGAAACGAGCAAAACGAAUAUCCCCUACUCCAUUACGGUGGUCCUUUUGGAAAACCUUGCUGGGAAGUAUCACCCGGGGAAGAAGGUGAUUAUAAAUGGCAUCGUCCUACGGAGGUGGAAGAAAUUGUACAAGGACAUUAGGUGCGACUCGGAGCUAUUCAUCGAAGCAAACAACGUCGAAAUUAAAGAACUGGAAGGUUCCAGGUGUAAAGAGGUAGCACUGGACGAUGAGUUUGCCAAGUGUAUUAAUGCCCUAAUGAAUGAGGCGCAGGCAUGCGGGGAGGGUAGCGGCACGGACCGAGAAACGAACGCCGAUGUGGAUGGGGAUGACCCAGCGGGAAGCCCCACAUGCGAUGAAGAGGGAAGGCCCCUAAUCUCACCCCAUCCGAGCAGUGGUCACUCCAUUGGCACAAAUGCGAAGGAGGACACACAGGAAGGGGCGCAGCCUGAGAAGGCCUCUGGAAAAACCCCCCCAAGUGGUAGCAAAAUGGGAAGGAAGAAAAAUAAACUGAACGAAAGCGCGACGGAUGCAGAGAUGGACGUGCCAGAAAGGAGCCUGUUUGAAAAGUAUUGGCUCCUCUUCAAAAACAACAAGCUGGAAGGAAAGAGACACAUGUGCGAUAGCAUAUGCCCCAACUUGUACAAUUGCAAGUUGUCCAAAAUAUCGGUGCUGCUGGUCCUAAUAGGGGGGAACAAAAUAAAUGAGUAUGACUCCUUUUACAAUGAAAAUAAUAAGUGGAAGAAGUAUUUCAACCGCGGUAAUGAAAAGGCGGGGACGCGGGUGGACCGGAGUGGCGGCGGGGGAGGCGGCAGAGGAGGCGGCGACGACGACGAUGAUGAUGAGGAGGAUGAAGACGAGGAGAAGGGGGAAGGGGACGGGGAAGGAGACGACUCCUCCAGUUGCGAAAACGCACAUGCCAGUAAGGCGAAGAAGCGAAAGGGGGACAACACCAAAAAGGGGGGACGCACAAAUGGCGGAAAAGAAAGCGCAUCGAGGAAAGGAAGGAGAGAGAAAAAAGCAAAGCACAGGAAGAGGAGAGGAAAGAAUUUCUCUUCCGACAAUUGUGACAAGAGAACAUUGUGCCAUUUGUUGCUCGUGGGGGAUCCCGGAACGGGAAAAUCGCAGCUACUUAAGGAAGUACAAAAAAUAAGCAACAUUUGCAUGAACGUGUCAGGUAUGUUUUGUACCACCGCUGGGUUGACUUGUGCAGCCAUAAAGGAGGGGAACAAUUUUAUGCUAGAAAGUGGAGCUCUUGUCCUGGCAGAUAAUGGCGUCUGCUGCAUUGACGAAUUUUGUCUAAUGAAGAACGAAAAUAAGAAUGCCAUUCACGAGGCAAUGGAACAGCUAACCAUUUCAGUAGCCAAGGGAGGGAUCGUAGACAAAUUAAAUUGUAGGUGCACUAUUAUCGGUGCGUCUAACUUCGAGUUGCAUAAAACGGUCAAGGGGAAUUUAUCUUCUUGCGACAAUAAGGCGCUCAUUAUUAACCUUUCCUACGCGCUGCUGAGCAGGUUUGACAUGGUCGUGAUAACCGAGGAUAACAACGAAAUUGAUUCUAAGAUUGCUGACUACGUGUUGGCACAGGAUGUGCAGUCGGGUUGCGCCACGGGCGGUUUGGUGAAGGAGGGGCCCGGCUUGUGGGGCAGCGCUGGUGGGGAAGUCGGGUGGUGGGGUUCUCGCCUAGGUAGAGCGGCGGGAGCAGCGGCGGGAGCAGCGGCAGGGGGAGUAGCCGCGGCUGGGGGAGCGGCCCAAACAAACUCGGCUGCAAUGAACAACCAGAAGUGCCCCGCCAAGGGAGCGGACCACGCGAACGCCCCCGAAGAGGAGGAGUGGGCCGGCGGACAGGCCUUCAAAACGCCCCAAACGGAAGGCGCCAAAAUUAUCUGGUCCAGCGAAAAGCUGAAGGAGUACAUCUACUACGUGAAGAAUAACUGCUCCCCAAAUUUUAAUAAAAACUCAAAAUUAAUUUUAAUAACCUACUAUUCGAUGCUGCGUAAGCAUAAUAAUGGAGAUAACGGGACGACCAUUAGGACGUUGGAGAGUUUGAUUCGGCUAAGUGAGGCGCAUUCGAAGAUGAUGCACAACGACACGGUGUCCUCCGACGAUGUGAUUAACAUCGUUUUGUUGUCAGAGCUGAGCUUGCGGGGGUAUAAAAUAGCCGUCAAAACGAACUCCAAUAAUAUCCUCAUCGCUCGGUCGGGCAUACUGGACAAUUUAAACGAUUCGCUUCUCUUUUAUAACAACAUGCACAGGACGUUUUACUCCCUGGACGACGUUUUGUUCUACGAGUCGUUGUUCAACUAUUUUAAGAAGCUCCUUUUGGAGAAGCUCGGCUUGGUGGAGCGCGACGGGGGCAUCCACCGCAUGGCGCUGUAG